UUACUGUCACUGGUAGUUCUUCGUUUCCCAUCUGUGAACAAAAUGCCGUUAAAGUUUGAGCUGUGUCCCGGUCGAAUGAUCGGAGGUAACCAUCCAUGUUUCAUCAUAGCUGAGAUUGGACAAAAUCAUCAGGGAGACAUUGAGGUUGCCAAGAAAAUGAUCAAGAUGGCAAAGGACUGUGGUGCUGACUGUGCCAAAUUCCAGAAGAGUGAAUUAGAGUACAAAUUUAACAAGCGAGCCUUGGAGCGGCCAUACACCUCCAAACAUUCCUGGGGGAAAACAUAUGGCGAACACAAGCGCCAUCUGGAGUUCAGCCACGAGCAGUACAGGGAACUGCAAAAAUAUGCUGAGGAGGUGGGGAUCUUCUUCACUGCCUCAGGGAUGGACGAGAUGGCAGUGGAGUUUCUCCAUGAGCUCAAUGUGCCUUUCUUCAAAGUGGGAUCUGGAGACACCAACAACUUCCCCUAUCUGGAAAAGACUGCCAAGAAGGGACGUCCCAUGGUGGUGUCCAGCGGGAUGCAGUCCAUGGAGACCAUGCGCCAGGUCUACAAGAUAGUGAAGGAGCACAACCCAAACUUCACCAUCCUGCAGUGCACCAGCGCCUACCCUCUGGAAGCUGAAGACGUCAACCUCAGAGUGAUCACUGAAUACCAGAAGGAAUUUCCUGAUAUUCCCAUUGGGUAUUCCGGCCACGAGUCUGGGAUCAGCAUUUCAGUGGCGGCCGUAGCUCUUGGGGCAAAGGUCAUCGAGCGUCACAUAACCUUGGACAAGACGUGGAAAGGAAGUGACCAUGCAGCCUCACUGGAGCCCUCUGAGCUGGUGGAGCUGGUCCGCUCCAUCCGACUGGUGGAGAGGGCAUUGGGCAGCGGCCUCAAGCAGAUGUUACCCUGUGAAAAGCCUUGCCAUGAUAAGCUGGGCAAGUCAGUGGUGGCCAAAGUAAAGAUCCCCAAAGGAACCGUCCUCACUCUGGACAUGUUGACAGUGAAGGUGGCCGACCCCAUGGGAGUUGCAGCUGAGGACAUCUUCCAGCUGGUUGGUAAGACCGUGACGGAGGAUGUGGAGGAGGACGAGAGCGUUGUGCCAGGAGUGGUGGACAGCUACGGCAAGAGGGCUAAGUGUUGAGGAUGGAAGAGAGGUUUGAAAUAAGUAGAAAAAAAGGCACUUAAUUUGAGAGGAAAUUGUUUUUUGUUUUUUUUUUCUUCUGGGGAUAAUUCUGAAGGAGCUCAAGACGACACAUGCAGGAUGGUGAUGGUAAUUUUGUUGGGUGCUGCUGAGAUCUCUGACUUUCACGAGUCACAGAUGAUCAGUAGCUGGUUGCAUACUGGUACUGGACAUUGCAUUAGAGUCUGAUAGUUUGAAUAUUAUCACAGCUACUAAGCUCUGAUAACUCAGUCUCUCCCUCAGCUCUCCAUUGCCAAAGCAUUUUUACAUUUUCCAAAAGCCUUCUUUAUAAAAUACACACACUUUUUGGCUUUUUGUUAGACCUAUCAUUAUCUUAUAAUAGGCUCAGUGGUAGUUUCAACACUCUGAUCAGUGCAUUACUACUAAACAUACUUUGCACUAUAGAGAUUAAAUGAACACUGAACAUGGAGGUCAAGCUGCUACUAGUCAUGUCUUCACACAUCACAGAGCCUGUCAGCCCAAAAGUCAGUGUAUUUGUUUUCUAACCUUCUCAUUGAGCUGUCAGAGGAUUGUCAACUAGCACCAGAAUGGCUCUAGUCAUUGAAAUGUCUGGUACUGAAUCAAACAGAGUUUGUGUUCGUACAGCUGAUUAAUGUUGCUUUUGUCAUCAGCCAGACUUCUUCUGUCUUUGUUCUGGCACCAACAGUGUCCACUGACCAUAAUGUAAGGACGAUGGAAUGUUAACGUACACUUCUUGUUAACGUGGAAAUCUGAUGAGACUCUGUCGAGAAAUCUACGAUGAUCUGAAAAGAUGAAGCCCUCGAAUAAAAUAUCUAUAUUGCCAAAAUCUCUUUGAAACAUUACUUUGAUGUUUAGCUGGUGUUAAGCAUGCAUCGCAGUACUUCUAUUGUUAUGGCAGCUUCUUUAUAUAUGCUUAAUAUUUUCUGUAUAGCAGUACUAUGGUUUAUAAUGCUAUACGAUUAUACUACAGUGCAUAAUGUCUUACUUUUCUUUUGCUAUGUAAAGUGGUGUGUGCGUUGUGCAUCAUUUUAGAUCCCAAAGUGUUUCGUUUUGAUCAGAUGAUCUGUGUGGACAUGAAGAGGUUGUUCCUGUCCUGCAGAGUUCAUGAUGCUAAAUACACACGCCUUCCUUCAGUAUCCUUUGUGACCUAAGAGUCACAAAAUAGCAGAUGAUAACGGCCCACUGUGUGUUCCAGCUCCCUACAAGCAAGUUCACAUUU
Molecule: messenger RNA, 2362 nt
Organism: Toxotes jaculatrix (banded archerfish)
Lineage: Eukaryota; Metazoa; Chordata; Actinopteri; Toxotidae
Product: sialic acid synthase-like
Exons: 6
Coding region: 43-1122 (359 amino acids)
Biological process (GO): carbohydrate biosynthetic process
Molecular function (GO): N-acylneuraminate-9-phosphate synthase activity
Source: RefSeq, a predicted model, not a curated record